Messenger RNA from Penaeus vannamei (Pacific white shrimp), 950 nucleotides. RefSeq lists its product as uncharacterized. NCBI's taxonomy places the organism in Eukaryota, Metazoa, Arthropoda, Malacostraca, Decapoda, Penaeidae. The record is from RefSeq and is a predicted model, not a curated record.
GACACACUUGAAACUACACACGAAGAACAGCACCAUGAAGUGGGCCGCACGCAUAGCGCUCGCGGGCCUCCUGGUCGCCGCCCUCCACGCCGAGCCGGACCCCGACCGGCGGGAGUCGCGAUCCGUCCUGUCGGGCGGAUAUCUGCCUCCUCCGGCGGGAGGAGGUGGAGGCGGGGGUGGAUACAGCGGUGCGGCAGGUGGAGGAGGCGGCUCUAAAUUCGGCGGAUCUGGAGGCUCCUUCGGGGGCGGCGGUGGAUCGUCUGGAGGUGGUUCCUUUGGUGGAAGAGGAGGCUCCGGUGGAGGAUACAGCGGUUCCUCAGGUGGAUCGUCAGGUGGUUCCUUUGGUGGAAGAGGAGGCUCCGGUGGAGGAUACAGCGGUUCCUCAGGUGGAUCGUCCGGAGGUGGCUCCUUUGGUGGGUCUUCAGGAGGUGGAUCAUUUGGGGGAAAAGGAGGCUCGGAGGUGGAAGUGGCUCCUUCGGAGGAGGCAGAGGAUCUGGUGGUGGCUACGGUGGCUCAUCAGGUGGUGGAUCUUCUGGUGGCUCCUUCGGAGGAGGCAGAGGAUCUGGUGGUGGCUACGGUGGCUCAUCAGGUGGUGGAUCUUCUGGUGGCUCCUUCGGAGGAGGCAGAGGAUCUGGUGGUGGCUACGGUGGCUCAUCAGGUGGUGGAUCUUCUGGUGGCUCCUUCGGAGGUGGAAGUGGCUCCUUCGGAGGAGGCAGAGGAUCUGGCGGUGGCUACGGUGGCUCAUCAAGCGGUGGAUCUUCAGGAGGUGGAUCCUUCGGAGGAAAAGGCGGCUUUGGAGGUGGAGGUGGCUCCUUCGGAGGAGGCAGAGGAUCUGGUAGUGGAUAUAGUGGAUCCUCAGGUGGAAUAGGAGGCGCCGGUGGUGGAUCCUUCGGUGGAGGAGGAUCCAUUAGUGGAGGUUAUCUUCCACCUGGCAGAGGAUAGGGGCUCCC